CAGCAACAAGUGAAUCCAUUCUGGAAUCUUUCACACCUAAAACUUCUCGUCCUUUUCAAUGGCCAAGGGUAACAUUAGCUCCAAAAGAAAUACCACUUAUUCCUUCUAAACUGAAACCAUCUGCUACCCCAGAAGUACAGGAUGUGAAACCUGCUCCUAAACCACCACUUUUGGAGCCUAAAACUUCUCAGACUGUUGAGCAACCAAGAGCAACACUAGCUCCUAAAGAAGCAAAACUCACACCUUCUGCAUCUAAACCUAGACCAUCUGCCAGACCCAAAAAGCCACGAACUAAACCUGCAGCAACCAUUCCAGUGUCAGUCACUACUAGGAGUCCCUACACAUAUGAACGUCCAAAGACUGCAGAGGUCUUGGAUCCUAUUACACUUAGAACUGAACCACCAAGGCCAACGAUAGCUCCAAGGGAGACUCAACGUGUUCCUUCUAGACCUAAAACUUCACCCAAACCUCAUAUCCCACAAGCCAAAGAUGUCCUGGAAUCCAUAACAUUUAGAACUGAUCAACUAAAACCAACAAUAGUCCCUAAGGAACCACACCAUGUUCCUUCCAAACCCCGAACACCACCAAGCUCAGAGAUGUCACAAACAAAACCUGUUCUGGAACCAAUUAAGUUUAGAACUGAGAAACCAAAGUCAACAAUAGCUCCUAAAGAUACACGUCCAGGGCCUUCCAAACCUAAAACUUCACCCAGUCCACGUGUUCCUCCAACUAGAGCAAGUCCAAAGGAAAGUCGACGAGUCCCUUCCAAGCCCAGGGCAUCACCAAGUCCAGAUGUACCACACACAAAACCUGCUUCUAAAGAACCACAAUACAUUCCCUUUAAACCUAAAGCAACUCCCAUCCCAGAUGCUCCACACAGGAAGCCUGAGAUCUUUCCAACUUUUGGUGAACCAGACACUACUAUGAUUCCUCGUAUUCCUGAAAGAACAAAGGCAACAUUGGCUCCAACUGAAAAACAGUUUAUUCAUACCAAACCAAAAACAACUGAAAAACCAAGAGUGCCACACACCAAACCUGCAAUACAUCAGACAACUCCACAACCAAUUAUUACAAAAUCUUCAACUACCACUGGGCAUUCAAGGGCAACAAUGGCUCCAAAAGAAACACUGCUCAUUCCUUCCAAACCCAAAACAUCUGUCUGGCCAGAAGUACCACAAACUAAACCUGCUCCAAGGGCAACACACCUGGGAUCAAUUAACCUUGUUACAGUUCAUGUUGUUGAUGGGUCCAAAAUACCUUUGGUUCCCAAUGAAACAUACCACAUUUCACCCAAGCCAAAAAUUGCUCAAGCAACUGAAAUUCCAUGGUUCAAUACAGCACCUCAUAAAACACGUCUCACUUCCGCAAGACCAAAGCCGUCAGAUAAAUCACAGACUAGACCUGUUUUUAGUAAAACCACACUAGCACCAACCAGAACAAAAGCACCUGGACUGCCACAGUGGAUUGUGCCAACAACAGGUGAUAUGUAUAUACCUGAGGAUGUUACCGGGCAAGUUGCUGUGGAUGUAAAAAAACCUUGGGAAUAUAUUGAUACCUGGGAAAAGCCUAUUUCUGUAACUACAUCACCUGGACCUCAGCGCCCUCCUAUACCUCCUGCCAAGCCUACACAAAUGAGAAGAAAACCUCUGCCUCCAAACACCGUGACUGGUAAACCCGGGAUUCCAGCUAAGCCUGCUGGACCAACACUACCUGUGAGGACAGGAAUGUCAUAUGGGACACCAACAGCUUUUGCAACUCCAGAGUAUUAUGUUGAUGCAACUGUCUUCAGCUCAAGUCCUACAUCAGAAACAGAUUCUUCAGGCAAACCAAGGUACCAAGCUCCCCAUGUCAAGUACAUGAAGAAAGAUGAUGAUGUGCCUUGCUCUAUCACAAGCUCUCUUGAACAUUUUCCUCAAGAAGAAGCUGGAAGCAAGGAAGAACCCACUCGUCCUCCACAAAAUCCUCCAACCAAUCUCACAGUGGUGACAGUUGAGGGCUGUCCAACCUUUGUCAUAUUGGACUGGGAAAAACCAGACAAUGACACUGUUACAGAGUAUGAGGUUGUGUCAACUGAAAAUGGAGGAAGUGAUGGUGAAAAGGAGAAAUCAAUUAUCACUACAAAUCAAACCCAUUCUACUGUGGAAAACCUAAAACCUGACACAAGUUAUGAAUUCCAUGUGAAACCUAGAAACCCUCUUGGUGAAGGUCCAAGCAGCAAUGUUGUGUCAUUCAGUACUGAAUCAGCGGACCCAAGAGUGAGUGAGCCAAUUUCAAUGGGAAAAGAUGCUAUCUGGACUGAAAUCCCAUUCAAUUCAGACACAUAUUCAGAAUGCAAAGGCAAACAAUAUGUCAAGAGGACCUGGUAUAAGAAGUUUGUAGGUGUGCAGCUGUGCAAUUCUUUGAGAUACAAAAUAUACCUCAGUGAUUCACUUACAGGAAAAUUUUAUAACAUAGGAGACCAGAGGGGCCAUGGAGAAGAUCACUGCCAAUUUGUAGACUCAUUCUUAGAUGGAAGGACAGGACAGCAAGAAGAUCUACCAGUCAAAGAUGGAUUUUUCAGGGCAGUUCGUCAGGAACCUGUCAAAUUUGGAAAAAUAGGUGGGGAGACUCAAAUUAACUACGUCCGCUGGUACGAGUGUGGCACAUCAAUCCCUGGGAAGUGGUAGAUGCGACAUGAAGCUGGUGAAGAGGCCCAGCAUGUGCCACCUCCACCCCACUGCCCAGCGCAGGCUCGAGGACGGCAACGCUUACGGUGUGCCUGGCACUUCAGUGCCUGCUCAUGUGCCAGGGUUUAUACAAGUCUAAUGCCAAUACUGCAUUCAUUGUGUAAUAGCGUAGGCUGCUUACUGUAGUUAUCCAGUUUUACAAAUUUGUUUUUAGAUUAAAAACACAAACAGGCUAGGGACAUGCUGUAGGAUAAUGUAUAGGGAAGCUGGCUCCCUAUUCUUGAGGUAUGGUUUCUAUGGUAUUUUAAAAGAUACGGUGUGUCUAUUAUUUAUCGUGAUGUUGUAAUAAAUGUUUAAGGCACAGAUAUGGCAGAGUUGGUCACGGAAUGCAAUGUAUGUUAGUUUUUAAAUAUUCCCUGGUCGUCUUGUAAUGCAAGUGCCAUAAGCUACCUGUCCAGAUCCAUCUGUAAUGUCUCCCAGUCAUAAAUUAUAGAAAAGAUCCUACAAUUUUUAAUAUCCUGCAGCCAGUAAACUUGAAGCACUUUCUUCUUACACGUACAGUUUAUACUCCUGCCAAAAUGCCGAGGUAGGUUGCUAUAUGUGCAGCUUUAAAUUAUCACAUUGGGGGGGGCAUCUGUUUGUUUUCAAAUGCUUCAACUCCAGCAAAAGCCAUGUUUGGCCUGUCAUUAUGGAGUCAGAGCUGCUGCCCAUGACCGAGGCAGUGGCUGGCGGGUGGGUUUGGUUUUGUCUAAUUAAAGUGGACGGGUACAUACAUACAUGGAAUGAAACAAUGAAACUUGGCUUCCACGGCUGGGGCUUUGCAUGAAAAUGUAGUCUUCAGACACUGAGACUUACUGGUUCAAAAGCCAAAUGUAUGUACCAUGCAGGGGAACUUGGAAAGACAAAUGAGAGAGGAAAAAAAAUAAGCUAGUUAUAACAGCAUGAUCAGGUUUAUUUAAUUUAAGAAGAAAAAUUGUGAUCUAAAACAUUUUUCAUUGGGGACAAAGGGGAAAUAAUGAUAACUGAACUUUAAAACUGCUUUACAGUUACUUUGAUUAAAACCUCUCCCAAAGCUACUUGUUGUACUGCUUGAACAUUUAUGAACUAAAUAAAGAGAUGUAGGUUUUUUU
Corapipo altera (White-ruffed manakin) is the source of this 3796-nucleotide messenger RNA. RefSeq names its product ABI family member 3 binding protein (gene ABI3BP). The annotation marks the transcript as partial. Gene Ontology annotation, biological process: positive regulation of cell-substrate adhesion; extracellular matrix organization. Gene Ontology annotation, molecular function: protein binding. The transcript has 32 exons. NCBI's taxonomy places the organism in Eukaryota, Metazoa, Chordata, Aves, Passeriformes, Pipridae. The record is from RefSeq and is a predicted model, not a curated record.